Anguilla anguilla (European eel) is the source of this 5528-nucleotide messenger RNA. Its product is annotated as TOX high mobility group box family member 4-A-like. The record is from RefSeq and is a predicted model, not a curated record. Gene Ontology annotation, molecular function: chromatin DNA binding. Gene Ontology annotation, biological process: regulation of transcription by RNA polymerase II. Lineage: Eukaryota; Metazoa; Chordata; Actinopteri; Anguilliformes; Anguillidae. Gene Ontology annotation, cellular component: nucleus.
UUAAAACCAAACUCAGUUCGCUUAUUCAAUGAUUAGCUUACAGUUGAGACGUGAAGACAUUGGUCUCGAAGCUAUAUUAUGAGAAUUCUCUAGUUAGAUUAGCAUUAGCAGGCUAGCAACGCCAUCCUUAAACUUUUAAAACACAGCUUGAAGGAUUAACUGCCUAGUUUCAGCUAGAAUUCCCGAGAAGACCUAGAUCCUAAUACUUUAUCAGCAUUAGCUAGCGCAGGCUGUCAAGUUGUGUUGCACUGGAAGUUAAGUAUAAUCAAUCGACUACCAAGUCAUGCAAAAUCAAUCAAUGCUCUUAACAAGAGAUGAGGUAGCACUUAAUCAUUUGAACAAUGAGUAGUUCUCUAGCUGGUUGGCUAUCUCAAAGGACCCCCUGCUAUUUGUUUCGCGUUUAUAAACCGGGAGAAACGGCAUUCAUAUUAUGUUAUGUCGCUAAUGAUCAGCUAAAGUUGGGAAAGCUCACUGUUUAAGUGGUUUUUAGUAAUCAUGAAUGUGUUCUUUUGAUACUUUUAGCUAAUACUAAUAAUAGAGUUGUUUCGUUUAGCUAACCUUAAGGUUCCUGUUGAAGAUGCAUGUUGAAACGAAUUGCCAACAUUCACUGCUUGACAGUGGUGUUAUCAUGGCAGAGAACUAGACUAGCUCCGACUGCGCUGUAAUUGUGUGUAACUUUAUACUUGGUCUUUGGAUGCACAGUCAUUUAACGUUGUCAUCUAUGGAGCAAACGGGUGCUAACAAGUCUUUACAAUAAAAAGGAGAGAUUUUAUAGACGAAAGUAAAAACAUUAGCAAAAACAUGUAGCUACUUGUAUCAAACACCAUUUGUAAUCUGUUAUUUUUUAGUUUAGUGACCAACUUUAGGCCCAUCUUGUUUUGAGAGACUUACGUAAUAUAAUUAUACAGUUAAGGUUGUGAUGCGGGUUGAGACUGCACUAUCUAGGGUUACCCCAGACCACAAUGGAGGCCCCGGGCUAAACCACUAUUAUGGCAAGGUGUGAUGCGGUAGGGGGGUACACAGCCCGCAUUGACGCACAAAUAUAUAUUUUUUUAAUGGUUACCACGUUAACUUUUUAUUGGAGAACUGUUUCAUUAGCAACUAUGACUUCGCUGUACUUUGAGUCUGAAAACGAAACUCAGUCCACAACGCGGAGUGAAACGAAUGUAUCCAGUAACCUUUUUCUAUAUAAAUUGAUGUCGCCCGAUCCAUAGCGCUGACUCGAUUGGAAAGGCUCCAGUUUGGGGGAAAGGACGAGGGGGACCAACUAUCUAGCCAACGUUGGCUAGCAUGAACCGACAGAAAAAUCUUACUAACCUGCCAACUAAACUUCAAGUUUUUGACUACUUUCCCCCACCGUAAUACGAAUAAAAACCUACAAUUCUGCUCUUAUAUUCGGACAUUCACUCCGACUGUCUUGGGAACGUGAAUGUUCCAGUAUCUCGCUAGCUUGCUUGCAUUGUCAUUUUAUUCGGCUAGUAGUUAGCUAGGUUACGAACCAUUUGCUAGCUUUAACCACAUAAUGAACGUUUAGCUCGUUAUAUGAUCAUCGAAUGGUUUGUUUGAGUAAGUUACAGUAGCCAGUGAAGUUGGCCGCCUGUGCUCUCUGGAAAAUUAGAGACGUUGUUCGACCCUGAAGCUAAUCGAGUUAGCUACAUUAGCAGGCUAGCUUGCUAGAAUAGAUGAAAUGCGGUGCUAGUAUCGUCACAGGCAUGGUGUGUGGCCAGAUGGAUCAUUUUUGCUGGGACGCUGUGAGUAAGUUAAAGAUUUACCAAAAGGACGACUAACGUAAUAAUAUUGUGUAGUGAGAUUUGGAAAUUAAUAGAUUAGGCUAACUGCUCACUUUUUCGAAUUCUAGCUAGGUACUAAGUUAUCCCAUAGAUUUUAAUCACCGCUGGCUAGCUAUGGAUACAACAUGCACGAUCCGGAUAGCUUUAUGGACGCCCAUUGUACUACAUAAGAAGUCCGCUUGUUAAUUGGAUAACCGCCGUAAAGUCGCGCAGUCACUUGUCAUCUUACAAAAUCGUAGAGCCAGCUAGCUAUAAAGUGUAACGUUACCUGGUCAGAGCAGCGGUAAAACGCGUUGGAAACGUCAACUACCUAACUGCGUUGGCUUAAGUUAUAAUAGACAGCGUUGGAUAGCGAUAGUACUCAUCACGUCCAUGAAAAGCAAGUCACUAUGGAUCUUAAUUUUUACUCUGAUCUGUCGGACGGUGCUGGACAGCACGGUGACUCGGAGUUUUUGGAUUCGCAAUCUUACAAUGGAUACGACUCGGUCAACAAGUUCCCUGGAGGCAACGAUAACUUCCUAACCAUCCCAGGGGCCGGCCACCCUUUCCUUUCUUCCUCCGAGACAUUCCACACGCCCAGCCUGGGUGAUGAGGAGUUUGAGAUCCCCCCCAUCUCGCUGGACCCUGACUCCGCCCUCACGGUGUCGGACGUGGUGUCGCACUUCGGGGAGCUGUCGGACGGGGGCGGCGUGGAGGACGCCUCCGUCACCUCCGCCGUUGUCGGGGGGAAUGACCCCUCCUUUGCCUCCACCUUCGUCAACCCCCCCUCCCAGGGCCUGGAGCACCUGAGCCUCGGGGUGAUGAGCCAACCAGGGGGCGGGGCUUUGCUCAGCUCCACCCUCGGCAUGGACCUCGGCCACUCCAUUGGCUCCCAUUUCAGUAGCUCCUCCCCCAUGACCAUAGACGUCCCGCUGAGUGACAUGGGCCACGGGCUCCUGGGUCACAAUCAGCUGACCACCAUCGACCAAUCGGAGCUGAGCAGCCAGCUUGGGCUGAGUUUGGGUGGGGGGACCAUUAUGCCCCGCCCGAGAUCCCCCGAACAGCCUCUGUCAGCCACGCCCUCCCCCUCUGGCUCCCUCCAGGACGAGGAUUUGGACGAUUUCAAACAGAGUGUACUGGUAGACUCUCCAGCCUCGAUGUCCAUCUCCCUGAGCCCCUCCGUCUCCAGCUCAGCCCCGCCCUCCUCCUCUGCCGCCGCCCCGCCCGCCGCGAUGGUGGGCGGAGCCGGGGUCCGGAGGGGUGGGGGUAAGCCGGCCAUGGCGAGCGUGGCGGGGGCCGGGGGCGGGGCCGGGAAGAAGGGGCGGAAGAAGAAGGACCCCAACGAGCCGCAGAAGCCGGUCUCGGCCUACGCCCUCUUCUUCCGCGACACGCAGGCCGCCAUCAAGGGCCAGAACCCCAGCGCCACCUUCGGGGAGGUGUCCAAGAUCGUGGCGUCCAUGUGGGACAGCCUGGGGGAGGAGCAGAAACAGGUGUACAAGAGGAAGACCGAGGCAGCAAAGAAAGAGUACCUGAAAGCGCUGGCGGCUUACCGAGCCAAUCAGCUCUCUCAGAUGAACACUGAGGUGAUGGACGUCUCUGCCUCCCCUCCCCCUUCAGCUGCUGCCCCCGCCCCCACCCUCGCCCCUGCCCCCGCCCCCCCGCCCCCCGCCCCCACUCCCCCGCGCGCCACCCGGAUCCCCCACCACGCCCCUGACCAGAACACCAUCACCAACAUCUGCACCUCCAACAUCAUCCUGGACCUCCCGCAGGUCACCACCCGCUCCCGCACGGGCGCCCACAAAGCCCCCGCCCCUAACCCCGCCCCCAGCCCCGCCCCCAACCCCCCCACCGUCACCAAGAUCAUCAUCUCCAAGCAUAUGCUGGCAGGGCCGGCUGCUUCGGGCCAACAGAUUCCCACCUCCCUGGUGACGGUGAUUCCGGCCCCAAGCCCCGCCCCUGGCCCCGCCCGCCAGCCCCCGCCCCUGCAGCAGAUGCAGAACACCCCCUUGCCGCCCCGCCUCCAGCAGAUGGUGCACUCCCCGGCCCCGCCCCCGCUACAGGCCAAACCGCGUGGGGGCGGAGCCGGGGCGGGCGUGGCCGUGUCUGCCGCGUCCACCCCGCCCCCUCCCCUGCAGAUAAAGAUCGUCCCCGCCCCCGUGAAGGCGGAGCUGGCGGCACCCUUCAUCGUCACGACGACGGCGGUGUCGGCAGGCUCCUCUUCCUCCGCCGUGUCCGCCCAGGCUUGUUCCUCCCCCGCUGUGCCUCUGCAAGUGGUGCAGUCCGCUGCCACUGCCGUGGCGACCGGCUCCUCCCCUUCUGCUGCUGAGGAGAUGGCGGAAGAGUUCACUUCGGGAGAGAUGGAGGUGGAGGUGAAUGUAGCUCCAGGCCCCGAGGACUCGGCCCCCCCCGGCCCCCCCGCCCGCUGUAUCCGGGCCGGCUGCACCAACGCGCCUGUGGAGAGCAAGGACUGGGACAGAGAGUACUGCAGCAACGAGUGUGUGGCCACACACUGCAGGGAUAUCUUCAUGGCCUGGUGUUCCAUCCGAGGCCAAAACUUCACCACUGUCAAAUGAGGGGGGUGGGGGUGGGGGUGUGGCGGGGGGAAUGGGAGAGGGAUGAGAGAAGAUGGGGACAGGUGGAGAGACAGGUGUGGAUGGACAUAGUGUGCAGUUGAGCUCUUCGUCCUGUCUCCGUCAGAGAGAGAGAACUCCUAGAAUCUAAGGGCAAGAGAACAGUUUUAUUUUGUUUUUGUUCGUUUAGUUUUUUUUUUUUUUUUUUUUAAUUGCUCCCGUGAUGGAGAAUGGCCUCGCUGAAGCGAGAAGUGGAAGUCAAUGAAGCAUCACACCCGGAUCCUGGACCCACAGGACACCAUAAAAUGUGGGAGAGAUCCCAGCAGGUUUGGAGCAGUGCAUUCUGGGAUUGUGGAGUUGUGAUGUCUGUGGCUCUAGGUGCUGUUGCUGGGGCAGCUGUUGCAUUCUGCCGCAGCGCUGUUGGGGUGAAGUGGAGGGGGUGCCAAUUAGCCUGCCCCGCCUCCCUUUUGCCCAUGCUGGACGUGUCCUCAUUCUCCGUGUCACAACCUCCAAAGAAAAGGCUGUUCACACACGGAUCUGCCCUUGAAGACCAUCUUUACUUCGGGAGGAAUAACAGAAAGGGUCCAGCUUCAAGGGGUUUUGCUUGGAGGUCAAUUCCAAAACGGGGCUUCGCCCAGAAGAACAUACUUAUAAGCUGAAGCUACGAUUAGAUGUAAACAAAAAAAAAAAAAUGUAAAAGAUAAUCAUAGGCUGAAGUGAUCAUUUUUUUCAGAGAACAGUACCGGGUGCUCUUCUGUGCUGUAAAUAGGAAAGCUGAAGUGGGAAACGUUUUCAAGCGGCCCACACCGCACACAGCAAGACAAGCCACCUCCUGUACAGAGUUUGGGGCCAUACAUUUCAAAAAGUGUUGGAACGUGUACGAGAUAUAUGGUUCUUUUCUUUUUUUUUUUUUUUGUAUAUUUUCUUAAAGAAAACAACUUUUUACAUUUUUUUUCUUCUUCCUGAAGAGUAGUGGAGAGUAACUAAAAAUAAUGUGCAUAAUCAUCAUGUGAAGUUGAACAUCAUGAAAAGACGGGCCACGUUGUUCAGCCGUGUCUGUCAACUUUCUGUUUCCUGAGGACAUUAUUUUGUCUUUAUAAUUGUGAAAGACAGUCAAUCCAGUAUUCAUAUUAAUCAAUGACUACAGUAAUAAUAAUAAAAAAAAGAUUAAAAGUUUCUUUUCUCCCCC